UAGUAUAAACAAAGCAUUGAUUCUGACAUAAACUUGGCAAACAUUAAACUGUUGAAUCAAUUGAAUAUGUCGUUAUGUUUUAUUUUACGAUGCGAUGUAAUUUUUACCCAAAGUAUAAGGUAAUUACGUAUCACGACAAUAUUACCUGCGUUGUAUCUAGUGGUUGCGCAAUGAUUCCUCUGUGGUUUGGUAACUCAGGUUGAUUUAUUUAAUGUAUAUUAUUGACUAACAAACUCCUUUACAAUGUUUUGCGAACUCAAAUCAAAUGUAUUUUAUAUUAUCCGAGUAGUGAUUUUCUAAUUAAUUUAAUUUCAAUUUCAUUCAGUUGUCAUAUGAGCCGCGUAAAUAAAACAUUUAUGCUUGGAUGUUUGUAGUAAUGUUCUUUUAUUUUCCGAGACUCAUAGCGGGAUGUGUUAUGUGAGCUUUAUUGUUGGUAUGAUUCUUAUUCUAUGGUUGCUAAACAGUUUUACUGAAUUACAGCCUAUCAUGUGAGAUGUGUGUCUUGUGUCAUGUGUGUGAAGUAUAAAUUGUGCAUAAUUUCGUUUAUUAAAUUAGAAUUCUGCAUUAAUUCAUUCAAUGUUUGAAAUAUUUGCAUGGUAUUAUGGGUGCAACAAGCAAUGGGUUUGUUACAAAAAAUUGAUGCGAGUAAAGCAGUUUUCUUUCUAAUUUGUAUCAAGAUUUUAUAUCUCCAUCCAGAUAAUAAAAACAGUUACCAGGCACUAGGUUGACUCAUGUGCCGGCAAUAUGUGUUCAUUAAAAGUGUGGGUUUUGUUGUUUUGUUUUAUGUUUAUCAAUGUUCUGUAGUAACCUCCUAAUUAUUGUGCAGGCCUCCAAACUUUUGACCGUUAGAUUUCAAACGAUGAAUACGAAGGAAAGGAUGGAUUUUAUAGGUUCAUAAAUCUAGUCAUUUAUUGCUUUUUCAAAAAGGGCACAAACGGCAUAAUAAUCUAAAGCCUCCCGUCCAAAUGUAAAUUUAAGCAUAUUCAUUACAAUUUUGUUCUUUUUUCAGGGAAAUGUUUACAUUCUGGAACAUUCUUUUUAUAGAUACAGAGACCCAUCGGUAGUAUUGUAAUCAACAACGUUCCAAUAUCGAUCUGUUGUUCUUUCCUUUUGAGAAUGCUCGAUAUUCUAAAUAAAUUUGGGUUUGAUUUAUUGGAUUAUUGGUGAUAAAUGUGACCUGUUUUUAUAGAUGUUGUUGGUAGCGUUUGGUAGUAAUAAGCAUCAGUCUGAUUUAGGCUUUUGGGUAAAUAACACACCCUGUGUUUUUAAGAGCAUUCAGUGAAUUUAAGUGAAUUCUUGCUUUAGAGCUAAGUCCAAAAUAUUUCAAGUUUCUGGAAAUAGUCUGAGAAUUCCUCAUGGUAGAAGUUUUGAAAACACAGCAACUAUUAAAAAACCGACGCAUAAGAGUUCAACACCUGUCAAAAAGUCGUGUACUGUAAUAAGAUUUUUUACCCUUGUUUUGUAUUAAAAAGUAUACAUACUGUAGAAUCAUGAACAAAAAGAGCGGCUUACAAUCUCGCUGUCGACAAACAAUUCAUCUAAAAGAAUAUGAUAGCUGUUGGACACAUAGAAAUCUGCCCAGAAGAUAUGCUUUACACAUUUCUUGCAUAAACUUGCCUGAAUGUAAAAUUUUAGAUCGUCAAUAUUCAAAACAACAAUGUCGGCGAAAACAAGGUACUGAACUACAAACGCGUCUGCAUGGAAGCCAUUUAACUGAACUAAUUCCAGUGCAGUUUCAUUCCCUAAGUGACGCAACUACAUUAUCAGAAUUGAAAAAAGUAUUGAAUGUUAAAGGAAGAUAUUUAAAAACAUCCGAUUCUACAGCGGUUACUUGGUUUGAGUCAUCCAACAACAACGCCUUUUUACACAAAAACAAUCGAUUGACAACGUUGAAUCCAUACAACCUUCCAACCACGUGUUUAAAAACUAGAAUAAAUAGGAACCAUGCUAUACCUAGCGACAUACAUUGCAACGUGCCUGCCACCGCAGCUGCACCGUUGCAUUCAAUCUACAGUAAACUUGCAACAAAACCGGCUUCACGAAUAAAAUUAGACUGUCUUGAGGUUGUUCAACAACUAGACAUUACUCGGGAGUCUCUAUGUGAUCAUAAUAGACCGAACAGUACGCGUUUGCAUUUUAAGACAAAUAGUAUACAAACUAUAUUGAAAUAUUAUCAGAGCAACGGUAUUCUGUGGCACAUCAACUACAUACAGCGGUGCUUGUCAAUAGACCAAAAGAAACACAAUAUAUCUCUAGUAUCAGAUAUUGGACAAUUUAAAUAUCAAAAAAAUCAAAGCAGUAAUAUCUACCAGCAAGGUAAAACUCAAAAGGAAAAAAAUACCUCGAGUAUUAUGAACACAUUUUCGAUUGGAUUAAUAAACGAAGCAAAACGAGACAAGAUCAACACAUUAUUAGAUGAUUUUCAUCAAAUAAAACUGGAACCGAGUAAUGAUUCUGAGCCGUCACGUUGUGCGCCAAAAAUCAUUCUUACGGACUUUUCCAGCAAUAAUAUAGAUCGUAUAAAAAAUAGUGAACAAUAUGUAAAGAACAAAUUACUUGAAGACAAAUCGGAGACAAAUAAUAAUGAAUGUGUUCAAAAGGAUAGCCGUAAAAGAAAUGUGAACAACAAUAACAGUGAAGGACAUAAUUUUCUUUCGAUUCCUGGGUUAUAUUACAGCCGAAAAAGUGUAUCUAAAUCGAGCAUUUGUGAUUGCUACUGCAGUGAAGCUAGACCACCGUGACGUUGAAAAUUUUAACUUUGAAUACUUUGCGUAAGUAAGUGUAUCCAUAUGUGAUAAUAAAUGUGCGUAAAAUACUUCAUUCCCUCAGGAGAUCGUAUAGCAUG
Molecule: messenger RNA, 2845 nt
Organism: Anopheles merus
Lineage: Eukaryota; Metazoa; Arthropoda; Insecta; Diptera; Culicidae
Product: TNF receptor-associated factor family protein DDB_G0272098
Exons: 2
Coding region: 1491-2741 (416 amino acids)
Source: RefSeq, a predicted model, not a curated record